This is a messenger RNA of Tachysurus fulvidraco (yellow catfish), 5193 nucleotides long. RefSeq lists its product as uncharacterized. The transcript is spliced from 2 exons. Lineage: Eukaryota; Metazoa; Chordata; Actinopteri; Siluriformes; Bagridae. The record is from RefSeq and is a predicted model, not a curated record. Bases 178 to 4155 code for a protein of 1325 amino acids.
GCUGCUGUUGUUUAAAGGACAAGACACAUAACUGACUUUUGUGUAUGUGCGUGUGUGCGCGCGCGCGCGCGCGUGUGUGUGUGUGUGUGUGUUUGUGUGUGUGUGUUUUACAAGCUGGAUUAAACCUGGACUGCACUAGAAAACGGAAUUUGUAAAUCUGCCAGUGUCCACAUAAGAAUGAGAUCACCUGUCAGAAUGGAAAUGAGCACAUGGACUCCACCUGUCAUACAGAGCAGGCUACCUUAUCCACCCCAGACUCUCUCUAGCAGGCCAUUUUGCCCAACACAGAAGAUGGAAUACGAUCUACAGCAAAAAAGCUUUGAUCAACAAUCUGUCAGAUUAAGCAAUCCGCAUGCUUUCUCUGAGCCUAUGUCAAGAUCAGCUAAUUUGCAACCAAACUGGACUCCACAGAUGUGGAACAGUGGAUUCCACAAUCAGUUGCUUUACAAAUCUCCAGCUUCUGGCAGUAAUCCUCCAUCACAUAUUGUACACCAUGCAUCUUUAAAGGCAGGAAACCUCGACUGUGAUCCACCGGUCUUAAAUACCACUUAUCAGAGGAAUUAUAAGGACCUGCACUCCAUGCAAAGUAUCAGAUGUACUUGUAGCAAUACAAAUUGUGUAUUUAAAAAUAGUUGUUGUAGGUAUGGUUUAAUUCCACCUUGGCAACACCCUUUAAACAGACACCAUGGAGUACGUGCUACACACCAGCCUGCAGCUCAGUCACAGGAGGCAUCUUUAAAUUCUCAGAUUAAUCAAUCAGCACUGACAACUAUCAUGAAUCAAGGACAAAUUAGUGCAGUAGGACAACACAAUGAAACACCCAGCUCUGUAGCACAUGUUCCUGCUGCAUCACGUGUACCAGUGAAUUCACUGCAACCUUCAAGGUUUAUAAUUAACAGCUGUCAGAAGAGUCAGAGUCAGGUUCAAAAACCAUUACGCCACCCUUUACCAUCCAGAGAAUAUGAUGGUUACAUUGAGUUAAAGCAAAUAAAACCCCCAAGAAAAACCCCAUAUCUGCCAAACAGGCAUGUGAAUUCUGCCCAGGUUAAGCAAAGUCGGAAACAAUUUGUUCCCAUUUUACCUAAAGACAGAAUCCAGUCUCAGGCCACAAAUAUUUCUGGCCAUCACAACACAAACUUUGCAACAUUUACUGCUAUUCCAAGCAGUACACAUCAACAAGGUCUACAAUCAAACACAGUGAGUGGAAUGACUGCAAACUCCCAAGGCAUAACCUCUAUUAGCUCUUCCACCAGUCACACAUCAUCUUCCACUUCAGGUUCAGGAUCUGCUAAAUACUCUCAUUGUAUUCUAUUAAAAACUUUACUGCAAAAUGACAACAGUCAGAACUCCAGUGUUGUCUCCCAGUCUGCUAAGAGCAAAGGUGGAUCCCAGCAAUCUACAUAUGACCAUACAGCAAGAUUCAUCACUACUGCAGAAAACUACAGUCAAGACAAGGCAAGGCAAGGUCAGAAGCAGAAGGAACCUGCUAAAGAACCAGGUAUUUCAAGGGGGAAUGCAAUUAGUCAUCUUGCAGGUCCACAACCGCCAAGGCAGAAUGAGAGGACUAAUUGGAAAAAGAGAAAUGACCAGAUGGAGUCCUGCAUAGACCCAGCUGUGUCGGAAAUGCUGGUAAAUUCACAGCUCGGCAUAGUUCAAGUGAACGAGGUAGUAGCUGUUGUUCCACCCAAUUCUCAGCAGGCCUGUAGUCAUGGAUACCAGAAUGAUGUUACUACAAGCACCAAUUUCAGGCCUGUCUUGAAAACAAAUAGUGCUAAGAAUGUUUUUGAGGAGCGUAAGAACAUGGAGAAGGAGACAAACGUACCAAAUGCGGUCUUUAAUCUCAUUGAGGGUCUGCCUCAGGUACCAUCUUUACCAAGUUCAUUACCAAGACUUGGAUCAAUCUCUGAAAUGCCUACAUCUGAUAAAGAUCCAACAUCAAGCUCUCAAAGCUGUGAGAUUACUCAGUGUGAAAAUGACCCUUUGUGUACAACCCAAAUCUCUAACAAACUUCAAGAUUCUGUUCACGCUGUCGACUCAACAUCAAAAGUUUCAGUAGAACAAAGUGAUGUCCAACAACUUGAAUCGUCUUCUGAAGACACUGUAUUUGAUUUGUCCACAGUUCCAGUGGUUGAAUAUACUUUGCAGGAACUGAAGGAUUUGGUGAACUCUUUAGAGGUCAAACCAGCAGAGAGAGACAAAUCGAUGAUAAAUGUUGUAAAGUGCAUUGUAGAUCUGUUCUAUAAUGGGGACAAGAAAAACUUGGCCCAUUUAGCAGCAUUAAAGGAUAUAUUUAAAAUUUCAUCUGAAUUGUGUGUAAAAGAAAUGCAUUCUCUGGUUCUUCAGUACAUUUUACCUAAACACAUAAAAAUGCUGGAAAAUUGUCCCCAAACCCUGACAAAUGAAACCACAAUACCAUUUGAGGGCUUUAAAUCAUCCUGGCUGAAUGUGGAUGGACAACCAGCUGAUGUGGAUAAUGUUUUUGAGGAACCCAUUUCAGACAGUAACCCCACAUGGUUCAAGAAGAUUUCACAGUCAGUGUCUGAAAGUGUUAUGAUUGUUGUAGACAGUGUAGCCCAGACCGGUACAGAUAAUCCUGAAGAUGUGUGUGUGAAUGUUCCUAAAGACAUACCAAAGACCACAACAGAUAACAUUCCUGAAGAUCAGAUGAGGAAACCUGAACAUUCUUCAAUGAUACUUCCAACUGCUGAUUGCAAGAAAGACAAGAUGAUUGUUGAGAAAGGUUGUGUACGUCGAACACCCACUAAACUCUCUGAGAUGCACAGAAUAUCAAAAAAACAAUUCACCCAGCAACUACAUGAUGAAAUAGAUACGGUCAAAGAUAACAUGCGAGCAUGCAAUGAGCAAUCACUUGCAAGCAGUUCUAAUGAAUGUGAAACAAAUAAUAGUGAUGUAUUUGAAGAGGCAGAUGUUUCUGACAAUACAGAUUUCACAGAUGACUUACCUGAAAUCAUCCUUCUCUCAUCUGAGGAAGCUAGAAAAAUCUUUGCUGAUUGUUUUGAAAGGGACAAGAAUAGAGAGCCUCCUCAGAUAUGCCACAGAAAGGAAAGAAAGGAUUUGGUCACACAAAACCAGUCAGUCAAUGUAAAACCACAAGAUGACUUCAAAUUCACUUGCUCUCACAUGAUUGGCUUAGGAGAUGGCAGUGACAAUUUCUGCCCAAGUUGCUGGAAUGAGACACCAGUACUUAAUUUUGAUGAAGAUGAAACUUUGCUCACCCCUAUGGAGGAGGUACUUAAUACGGACAACAAGAGACAAAGUCUUACUAGACAGUCUGGAAAACCAAUUAAAUAUCCAAGUGUAUCUGUAAGCCCAGAGUGUGGCAACAUGAUCACAUCCACCCAAAAAUCUAAUGGAUCUGAUGUGAUGAGAGAUUCUAAUCCAGAUGAACAGACACAAAGGUCUAGUCCACCAACUGCUCGAGACCCACACCAUGGAACAGCAGGCACCAAGAACAGCAACAUCACUAUGGCGUCAUCACUAAUAGAAGCUCAAUCAAGGAAUUCGCCUUUUGAUAAUGUAAAAUCCCCCAAAACUGACGUAGUUCCUGAUGCAGAUGAUAUCAGAUUCAGCCCUGAUAUUGUUAUUAAAAAUAUUCGGACCUUCAAACAUCCAAGUGACCACAGGUCUACAUCUAGGAAUGGUGGCCAGUGUAGUGAUGAUAGCAAACAAAGUGGUAACUUUCCUGUCAGAAAGACAUGUGCUGAUCCGCUUUCCCUCAAAACAAAAGUAGGUACUCCUGCUCAAAUGCCAAGGGGCAGUGGAACACCUAAACUCAAGAAUGCAUUACCCCAUAAGCAAAAGAGACCAAUCAUCAUGGGAAAAGGACACAAUGGACAACACAACCAGUCAAAGAAACUGAGAUUAGAAAAUUAUGGAUCCAAGAGUAGCAAUUCAAACUUCCAUCGUGAAAGGAACUUGCACUCGGCUCCUGUUUACCUCACAGUUUCUCCCAGUCCAAAUACUGAAAAGUACUACACAGAUGAGCAAUCAGCUAUGGAAAAGGUCUACAGCCAAUGGAAGAGCACAUUCAUACAUCCACAAAAGAAGUCAAAGAAGAAGCAUGUGGAGGAUCAUCUGAAGUCCAAAAUACAAACAUUGAAAAUAGCUCUGAAAGAAAAACUCCUGGCUAUUUGACAGAAACAAUCAAAUAAAUGGGAAUAAAGGAGAAAAAGGGCUGAAGAACAUGUGUAAAGGUUUGCAUAAACUAAACAGAAAUAAACAUUUAUGCUGGGUUUUCAAUAAUUUUAUGUUUUUAUUUUUGAUGAAUACCAAUUCCAAUCUUCUGAAGUGAGGUUAGCUGAGGCAUUUGUUUAUGGCUUACGGCUAUGCGCAGACAGUCCGAGGCCGAUUUCCAUUUUUAGGCUGCAUUUCUUUUGCCUUAAAUGCAAUAUUUGCAGUAAUCUAUGCAAAUUGUAUGAUUUGAUCAAGUUGAAAUUGACAUUAGUUACUUAUCUGCUUAUCUGUAAUGUUUUAGACUGUAGUGCUGUAUCAGUUCUAAAUAAAAACUGUCUUUGGGAUUGUUUUGAUGGUAAUCAGAUAUACCUAAGCAGCAGUUUGUGGUAGCAUAUUACUGAUAGGAAACCACAACCUUUGAAGCUGAAGAGCUGUUGCAGGAAGUGUUUAAGUGCAAAACGGGUCUGAAAGCAAAAACAAAACUCAGCAAAAUAUGUUUGAAGUGAUAUGUAAACCAGGAGGGAAAACAUUUUGGUAAUUUGAUCAAAAUUAAAGAAAAAACAAGAAGCCCAUAAAAUGUGCAAGCAGCUGUGACUGAAUUAGGAGGUCAGAGAAAAAUUAAUAAUAGGAAAAAACUGUAAUAGUAAAAUGAACGAAUAAACAGGUGAGGUGUAAUCAAAAGACCUGAUUCAGUAGUCUUACUUGACCUUGUGGAAGAAAUGGAAUAAUAUCCUAUUUCCUAUCUACAAAUGUUUUUGUGACCUCAGUUUGAUCUAAUUUUCGUUUCUUACUUUCUGUCAUGUGAUAAUCCUUUGGUACAGUUUUCUGAACAUCUGCAAAAUAUUGUCCGGAAACUGCAAGGGCCUACAUGAACAAUUAAAGGUGGGGUGCAUGAUGCUUGAAAGCCAAUGUUGACAUUAGAAAUCACCAAAACAAACACGCCCUUGACCCAAAUGGGUGUCACCCCUGUUUUGAUAGCUCCGCCCUACACAUACAUAC